This is a messenger RNA of Malurus melanocephalus (red-backed fairy wren), 2020 nucleotides long. RefSeq names its product UBAP1-MVB12-associated (UMA) domain containing 1 (gene UMAD1). Bases 112 to 537 code for a protein of 141 amino acids. Lineage: Eukaryota; Metazoa; Chordata; Aves; Passeriformes; Maluridae. The record is from RefSeq and is a predicted model, not a curated record. The transcript has 4 exons.
GGCCCCGGGAACGGAGCGGUCGGGGCGGAACUUCCCCUCAGCCCGAGGCGACCCGGAAGCGGAGGCGGAGGCUGAUAACACCUUAGAAGACAAAAAGAACCCAUAGAGACAAUGUUCAGCUUCUUCCGAAAAAGUCAAGAUUCAAAGAAGGUUACAGUGCCAGAGAGAGAAGCAGAUGGAUUUGUUAUUGUGGGCGACACAGCUGAUGAUCAAAGUAGAGAGUCAAAGGAUAAAACUUCAUUUCCAGAGACCAGACCAGGGUACAAUCAACCUCCACAGAUAAAUACAGGGCACCAGUCGCAGUUGAGUGUAUCAAGCACAGAGGUGGGAAAUCAAAGGGGUCAGACUUUGGAAAGCAGCCCUUUCAUGUCAGACCUCCUGAGCGACGUCCCCUUUGCCCUCGCACCACAUGUGUUAGCGGUGCAGGGCACCCACACUGACGUUCCUGACCGACUGCUCACCUACGACAUCAAUGAUAAUUUAUCAAGAUUUUGGUAUGACUUUACACUUGAAAAUUCAGUGCUUUGUGAUCCGUAGUGUUUUCUUUACUUUUUUCUGCCUCUGUCAAGGAACAAGUCUUAAAGUGAAGAUACAGACUUACUUUAAUCGACUUAAUAUUUUGGGGGCCUGCCACUGAUCUAUCAAAUGGUUUAUUCACAACUGUGAUAUAUUUCUUAGCUUUAAGUGAACUAUAACUUACUAUGUUAAAUACUCCAUUUAUUUCCAAAGAAAUCAAGCAAAAGCGUUUCAGGCUCAGUCAGAGACUGKCUGUUGGUAUCUACUUCCAGGAGGUAGGCUGCAGACACACAUUUCAUGACUUUAAGAGGAAGUCUAUGUGUCAACUGUUUUGUUAUUUCAAUUAGUUACAAAACACAUAGAUCCUGUUGCAUAUGUUAAGAUCACCUCUGAUUUUGUACAGACAGAAACCAAUAUUAACAUUAAAGCAAUCUGCUCUGCCCUACUGGACAAACAGCUUUUCCGUAAAACCAGGUUUUAAAACUCAGAUUAAUUACAAGCCCUUAAGUAAUCAUGAAGACUUAAUAGAAUUGGUUAAACUUACCAAUUUCAAAGUGAAAAUAAGUUGGUUCCUUCCCUUUUCCAGUAGAUGGUAUUUUGUCCGUCUCAUUUUGUGCCUGCCUGGAGAAGUUGUCCCCGCCUGCCUGUUGGCUGCUGUUUGUUCUCAUUACCACAUGUGUUCCUGAUUUAUAUACAGAUCAGCUUUUCCAUUUUAACCUCUUUGCCCCCUGAAGAAGGAAAUCUCAGGACAUGUACUUUUAAUGGUCACACCCUUCUUUUUUUAAUUUGUGUGCCAGAGUUACAGAUGGCAAUGUUUAACAACAGGAAAACAUUACAUUGUUUCUUAUCCAACUAAAUUAAACUACUAAAUACCUAAACAUGCGUUCUCACAGACCUCUGUGUCUCCACUCACAAGCUUUGAGCGUGUUUUUCUUGACUAAGACCAGAGUUGCUGUUCCACCAGCAACUGCUCUCUGAUGUCACAUCACAAUUUGUGRUGAAUAAUGAUCUGUGGCACUCACUUGUUUUCUCUCUUGGGGUACAAUAUAUAUGUUGUGCUAAAUGUUAGUCGAUAUUUUCCUAUAUUUUUUAUGCUCUGUGGUAGCUUAAAGUACAUAUAUUUUCAGRCUUGGAUCUUCUUACAGUAUUUGAGAUAAAUACUGUAAAUGAUGAAGAAAUUAUAUUGUGAAUAUGUUUUAGGUUGUUAAAUAUUAAUGGUUUAGAUUUUUUUUUAAUGUGCGUAUUUAAUAUUUUUGACCACUGUGUUCUUAAAUGUUUUGAAGUUAUUGUUUCAAGGGGAAUAUCUGUGCUGCACUCCAGUAAAGAGAUGCCAAGUAAUAAUGAGUUAUUUUUAUAUGUGAGAGUUAUUGUGUGGUUUCACCUAUAUUGUUUACUACAGCCCUGACCAUUCAGCUUUUAUGGGAACUUGAACUUGGAAAUUUGGUUUGAAAAUCUUUUCCRUGUCAUUUGAAAAUCGGUGUUCUUCUAAUAAAAUAUAUCACAC